Molecule: messenger RNA, 528 nt
Organism: Pseudogymnoascus verrucosus
Lineage: Eukaryota; Fungi; Ascomycota; Leotiomycetes; Thelebolales; Thelebolaceae
Exons: 2
Coding region: 1-528 (175 amino acids)
Biological process (GO): malate transmembrane transport; thiosulfate transport; oxaloacetate transport
Molecular function (GO): sulfate transmembrane transporter activity; succinate transmembrane transporter activity; thiosulfate transmembrane transporter activity
Source: RefSeq, a predicted model, not a curated record
AUGGCAUCAAUUUCGGGCUUCAUUGGUGGAGUGGCAGGAAACCCGGCCGAUGUGCUGAAUGUACGAAUGCAGGGAGAUGCUGCUCUUCCUCCUGCGCAACGACGUAAUUAUCAGCAUGCUAUUCACGGACUCGUGCAUAUGACUCGCACUGAAGGGGCUGGCAGUCUGUUCCGUGGGAUCUGGCCGAAUUGCACACGUGCGGUACUCAUGACGGCGUCGCAAUUCGCAACAUACGACACGUUUAAGGGGUUAUGCAUUGGAAAGGCCGGGAUGACUGACAAUAUAUAUACGCAUAUUACGGCCUCGGUUAUGGCUGGGUUCGUCGCAACAACAGUCUGCAGCCCCGUGGAUGUCAUCAAGACUCGAGUUAUGAGUGCAUCUCCAGCCGAAUCACAUCGGCAGAGCUUGCCGGGACUCCUUCGUAGUAUAUAUUGCAAAGAAGGCUUCACUUGGAUUUUCCGCGGCUGGAAGAACAUAAAAAGAUCUAUCGGUACCGAAGAAGCACUCCGGAUAAUGGCCGCUGAAUAA